Molecule: messenger RNA, 2483 nt
Organism: Fopius arisanus
Lineage: Eukaryota; Metazoa; Arthropoda; Insecta; Hymenoptera; Braconidae
Gene: Lcch3
Product: Ligand-gated chloride channel homolog 3
Exons: 10
Coding region: 430-1881 (483 amino acids)
Biological process (GO): nervous system process; chloride transmembrane transport; chemical synaptic transmission
Cellular component (GO): synapse; plasma membrane; GABA-A receptor complex
Molecular function (GO): chloride channel activity; extracellular ligand-gated monoatomic ion channel activity; neurotransmitter receptor activity
Source: RefSeq, a predicted model, not a curated record
GCGUUGACGUUCAAAUGACGAUUUCGUCAAAUAUUUUUCAUUAAUAAAAUUGCGGUUACUAUUUACCCAUUGGAUAAUUAUCGGAAGAUGCACCUGAGAGGAUUGUCGGCAUCCAGUGCGCGAUAUUCAACGUACAAGUCGUAUCUCAUGUUCACCGGAUCGAGAUAAACAUGAGGGAAUGUGUUAAUAAAAUACCUGGUGAUGGGAAAAAUUCACGAAUUUAGCUGAUAGCUUUAUCAUUGGAGGAACGAAUGGUACGUCCGUGCCAACCGACGGAGUGCUCAUCACCCUCGAUCCUCGAUCCUCUAGAGAUAGUUCUGACGCAGGCAUUUCCAAGAGAGAAAGAAGAGUAUCGAGAUGACGGUCUGUCGUAUUCGUGUCGUGUUGUGACGAAGAGGAAGAAGAAAAAGUGUCUUCGUUGGCAGCAGGAUGGUGUUAUCGGGCGAUAUUCUCCUGACUAUUUUUAUCGUCCACCUGAGCCCCCUCAGUGUCUGGGGAUAUUUGGAGUCUGGUGGCAACAGUGCAUCCGAUAGGUUGGAGAACGUGACCCAAACAAUUUCCCGUAUUCUCGACGGUUACGAUAUUCGAUUGCGUCCCAAUUUCGGAGGGGAUCCUCUCAAAGUUGGCAUGGACCUCACCAUCGCGAGUUUCGAUGCCAUAUCAGAAGUGAAUAUGGAUUACACGAUAACAAUGUACUUGAACCAGUACUGGAAGGACGAGCGUUUGGCAUUUUCGUACGAGGCAGAAGUGUUGACGCUGAGUGGUGAUUUUGCCGAGAAGAUUUGGGUACCGGAUACAUUCUUCGCCAACGACAAGAACAGAGGUUUCGUUCCCAGCUUUCUUCACGACGUCACUGAGCGCAACAAACUCGUCAGACUAUCUGGAGAUGGUUCGAUAACGUAUGGAAUGAGAUUUACAACUACACUAGCAUGCAUGAUGGACCUACACUACUAUCCACUGGACUCGCAGAACUGCACUGUGGAGAUUGAAAGUUAUGGAUACACUGUCCUGGACGUUGUGAUGUACUGGAAGGAGACACCAGUGAGGGGUGUUGAAGAGGCUGAACUGCCCCAAUUCACGAUACUCGGAUACGAGACUAACGAUCGGAAGGAGCGUCUUGCAACUGGCAUCUAUCAAAGACUCUCGUUGAGUUUCAAACUUGAGAGGAACAUCGGUUAUUUUGUCUUUCAGACGUAUUUACCGAGUAUUCUUAUUGUCAUGCUCAGCUGGGUCAGCUUCUGGAUUAAUCAUGAGGCAACGAGUGCUAGAGUGGCCCUUGGUAUCACAACUGUGCUGACAAUGACCACGAUAUCAACGGGUGUUAGAAGUUCACUUCCACGCAUCAGCUACGUCAAAGCCAUUGACAUCUAUCUCGUCAUGUGCUUCGUGUUCGUUUUUGCUGCACUACUUGAAUAUGCAGCUGUCAACUACACGUAUUGGGGCGCUAGAGCAAGAAAAAAAACUAAACAGAAGAGGGAUCUCAUGAAGAAACAAACAUCAGUUCAAACUCCAGAAACCACGGAAGCGGAUAUAAUUGAGCUUCAGGAUCUUCGGAUAUCGCCUCUACCGAGCAUCAGGAGCCGAUCGGGUUUGGCAAGUGGUGCAACUACCCCAGCAGCAGUUGGAGCUCAUGAUCGCGGUCAUUUUCCGCCUAGUUUUCGUCCUGCACGAUAUAACGCCAGGAACAGUGGACUUAGAUACCGCGGUCCACGUCAGCACAAACCAAAGGUAUUUCAUGCCCUAAAACGCGGCGCCUCUGUGCUGAAGGCGUCAUUACCAAAAAUCAAGGAUGUCAAUGUCAUUGAUAAAUAUUCACGGGUCGUAUUUCCGGUCAGCUUCAUCCUCUUCAACGCUGUCUACUGGACAUUCUACGUCUUCUGAAGUGAAUUUUCGGGGAGUUUGAAGAUAUCCAGUUCACAACUGCUUGGUAACGUGCGCGAGUGAGUGAUAAACCGAAUAAAUUCAAACUAUUGUCGACACAUUAUGUUUAAUCACUCCAGUCGGAUUACGUGUCCGUUCCACUUAGAUGUUGAUUACAAAAUCGCCACCAUAAAUAAUCAGAUAAUUCAGUAGAAAAUUUUAAGAUAAUCGAGAUAAGAAAACGAAAUUCAGAAGUCUCUCGAAAGUACUGAAUCUCAAAGCUGCCACAUUUAUGAGACACGAGUUGAUAAUUUUAAGUAAUAAUUAUGUUAUGAAAAUGAACGUUCGUGCUAAUAAAAAAAUGCGCCUAGCCUAGAUCAAAUAAUUCAUCUGUAUGAUUUGGAGGAGUCGUGAGACAAUAUGUUCCUAGAUGCUGUUUAAAUUCCAUCAUUGGAAUUAUCAACUAGGAACAUUUCAUGAAUUACUGUAAAUAAAUAUAAAUAUCAUUUGCAAAUUUUAUCGAUGUUAAAUGCUGUAGCUGAGUGACGAGUUAGUUUUGGAGCUGUUCCUCAGGAGAACAAUGAGAACAUGUUUGAAUGAAAUAUAUGAAAAUAUAAAACCAA